Molecule: messenger RNA, 1388 nt
Organism: Drosophila grimshawi
Lineage: Eukaryota; Metazoa; Arthropoda; Insecta; Diptera; Drosophilidae
Product: TATA box-binding protein-like 1
Exons: 1
Coding region: 90-1112 (340 amino acids)
Biological process (GO): DNA-templated transcription initiation
Molecular function (GO): general transcription initiation factor activity; DNA binding
Source: RefSeq, a predicted model, not a curated record
UUUCCAAACGUCAGUCGGCCGUUGUAGAUAAAACAAAUGCAGUCUCUAUAAAUAUCAGCUAAUUCAUAAAAAAAACGUACUAAACGGAAAUGUAUUCGAAAAAAUUGAAUUUAAUGAAAACUUCAUACAAUGGCAGUCAAUCGCCAAAGUCUGAAGAGGAAACCGAAAUGGAUGAAACAACCAUGUCGAAUAGGGCCGUAACAAAUGCAAAUCCGGAAGAGGCACUCGAACUGGAUGUGGUCAUCACAAAUGUUGUCUGCUCUUUUAGUGUGCGUUGUCAUCUCAAUUUGCAGAACAUAGCGUUGAAAGGAUCGAAUGUGGAGUAUCGUCGCGAGAACGGAAUGCUGACGAUGCGUCUACGUCGUCCUUAUACGACGGCAUCGAUCUGGUCAUCCGGCCGGAUAACGUGUACGGGUGCCAUUUCGGAGAUGCAGGCGAAGGUCGCCGCACGGCGUUAUGCCCGCAUUUUGGAGCAUUUGGGUUUUCCGGUGCGAUUCCAGAGUUUUCGCGUUGUGAAUGUGUUGGCCACCUGUUGCAUGCCCUGGCCCAUUAAAAUUGUCAAUUUCUCGAUGCACAACCGUGAAAUGGCCAGCUAUGAGCCGGAACUCUAUCCGGGUGUCACCUAUCGCAUGCGUAAUCCCAAGGCCACUCUUCGAAUCUUUUCGACGGGCAACAUUACGGUUACGGCUGCGAGUGUUAAUGCCGUUGAGACGGCCGUACAACGUAUUUAUCCGUUGGUCAACGAGUUUCGAAGUGUUCGUCUGUCCUCAUCGAAAAAAACCGAGUCGGACUCCGGCGAGGAACUGGCGGAUGCCACUGGGAAUGCUGCAUUGCCUGGGAAAAUUCCAAUAUCAACUGUUGUUGACAGUACCUUCGUGGCGGCAACCAAAUCCUCACCGCCCAUAAUUGAUGCAGCUGACAAUAUUUGUGGCAAUGCUCGUCGUCGUGCCACAGCAUGUUGGGCCAGCAAACUGGAUAAGAAACGUCCACGUUACAAUGAAGCCAGCUCUCAGGCCACAGUUCAAGCUAACAAUUUGGCCAGCUCCAUCAGUCACUCCAAGAACAAUCAGCUGUCCAGGAAGCCGGCCAAACACUUUAAGGAUCUCAACUAGACGAAAGAAAAUAAUAUUUUCUCAACAGAUCUUCAGGUGGAUGAGCGUGGAUCUGAAAAACUUGAAACACUAUUCACCCAUUUCAGCUUCCCUCUCUGAGGAAGUUAUAAAUAAAGACUGACAUUAUUCUACAAUUAAGACAAGCAAUUUAAAACAAACAUUGUGAUAUUAACAAGUGGCCUGGCUACAUAGUUGACAUCGCUCAUACUUACCUAAGAUAUUCAAAAACUACAAUGACAAUAUUCCUACCUAAAACACUUGUAAUAAAUAUUCUUA